UAAGCCAUGCGGAACACUGGGCUUAGCACCAGUUGGUGGAAUGUGUGAAAGAGAGAGGAGCUGUAGCAUAAAUGAAGAUAUUGGCCUCGCUACAGCCUUCACCAUAGCACAUGAGGUGGGACACACAUUUGGCAUGAACCACGAUGGCAUUGGUAAUGGUUGUGGAUCUCAAGGUCAAGAGACAGCCAAACUCAUGGCUGCUCAUAUUACUAUGAAGACCAAUCCCUUUGUAUGGUCAGCCUGCAGUCGAGACUACAUCACUAAUUUCUUAGAUUCUGGAUUGGGUGUCUGUUUGAACAAUGCUCCUACACGGCAAGAUUUCAUUUAUCCCACACAAGCUCCAGGACAAGCCUAUGAUGCAGAUGAUCAAUGUCGUUUUCAGCAUGGAAUGAAAUCCCGCCAGUGUAAAUACGGGGAAGUUUGCAGUGAACUUUGGUGUUUAAGCAAAACCAGCCGUUGCAUCACCAACAGCAUCCCUGCUGCUGAGGGAACCAUCUGCCAGACAAACACAAUAGAAAAAGGGUGGUGUUACAAAAGGGAAUGUGUCCCAUUUGGGACCCGCCCUGAGGGCGUUAAUGGAGCUUGGGGUACCUGGUCAUCAUGGGGAGAAUGUAGCAGAACCUGCGGAGGAGGCGUAUCUUCAUCAGUUCGACACUGUGAUAGCCCAAGGCCAACCAUUGGAGGAAAAUAUUGCUUAGGAGAGAGAAAAAGAUACAGAUCAUGCAAUACUGACGAGUGCCCAUCAGGGUCACAGGAUUUUCGAGAGAUGCAGUGUGCGGAAUUUGACAAUGUAGCAUUUCGAGGAAAAUAUUAUUCUUGGAAAAGUUACAAAGGAGGCUCUAAUUCUGGUUUCGCGCUGGAGAAGACGUCUUCGAGACAGACAGCGUAGAAAGCGUUGCUAUUGGGUGCAUCCAAUAACCUCUGCAAGAAUAA
Messenger RNA from Bufo gargarizans (Asiatic toad), 933 nucleotides. Its product is annotated as A disintegrin and metalloproteinase with thrombospondin motifs 10-like. The record is from RefSeq and is a predicted model, not a curated record. The transcript is spliced from 9 exons. Gene Ontology annotation, molecular function: metalloendopeptidase activity. NCBI's taxonomy places the organism in Eukaryota, Metazoa, Chordata, Amphibia, Anura, Bufonidae. Gene Ontology annotation, cellular component: extracellular matrix. Gene Ontology annotation, biological process: extracellular matrix organization; proteolysis. The coding region runs from base 41 to 889 and encodes 282 amino acids.